AUGGCGAGACGUUUAGCAAAUGAAGAAGCGAUUCUAGGAGUAGUCUUUUCGGGAGUAAAUGUGGCUGCAGCGAUUGAACUCGCCAAGCGUCCCGAGAACAAGGAGAAAUUGAUUGUCACCACUGUAAAUAAUUUCGCCGAGAAUUAUUUUACGUGCGUCUCUGGAGUUGAAAAAAUUGACGAAGGUUGUUUGCUUGAUUACUAUGAUCAGAUCUUCUGCUAUUGCCAGUAUACCUAUAUUUAG
This is a messenger RNA of Caenorhabditis bovis, 243 nucleotides long. Lineage: Eukaryota; Metazoa; Nematoda; Chromadorea; Rhabditida; Rhabditidae. The record is from the annotation of a GenBank genome assembly.